This is a messenger RNA of Mangifera indica (mango), 1402 nucleotides long. Its product is annotated as basic leucine zipper 9. Gene Ontology annotation, molecular function: DNA-binding transcription factor activity. The transcript is spliced from 6 exons. Lineage: Eukaryota; Viridiplantae; Streptophyta; Magnoliopsida; Sapindales; Anacardiaceae. The record is from RefSeq and is a predicted model, not a curated record. Gene Ontology annotation, biological process: regulation of DNA-templated transcription. Bases 53 to 1072 code for a protein of 339 amino acids.
UUGCUUGAAUCCUCCCCCUUCUUUCUCUUCUCUAAUUUUUCAUCUCUCGUUAAUGGAGAAUCAAGCAGGGGAAACUUCAUCUACCGAGUCUCAGGUCACUUCCAUCCACCCUACCGCCCCCGGCGGAGGAAACUGCAUGAAACGGAGUGCGUCGGAGAUAGCCAUGGCGGAGUUUUUUAAUUUUAACGCAUCGUCAGACCUCACUGAAAACAGCGUCAUCCAUCACCCAACUUUCCAUGAAAUUUCUGAACAGUUCUUGGCUGACGAUCUCUCCUUUGAUUUCAAGAAUCGGGAAAUCAUGAACGGGUUCCUGGGUGAUCUUGCGUGGGCAGAAAAUCUCACAUCGCAGAAACUAACCAAGAUUAAUAUUGCAGCAGCAGCCGUUGAUUCACUGUCAUCCAUAUGUCGCAGAGGGAAUUGGUCGAGUGAAAGUAAGCAGAAGCCCAAAAAAUGCAGCGAAGAAAGUGAAAUAAUAGCAAGAGGAACAAGCAGUGGAUCGUCUGGGGGUCAGUCUGACGAUGAAACUGGUCCAUGUGAACAAAGCAUUGACCCGACCUAUUUGAAACGCAUUAGAAGGAAGGUCUCCAACCGAGAGUCUGCAAGGCGAUCAAGGAAAAGAAAGCAAGCACAUAUGGCAGACCUUGAAACCCAGGUUGAUCGACUGAGAGGAGAAAAUGCAUCUCUGUACAAGCAAUUUAUAAAUGCAACUCAACACUAUAAAGACGCUGACACAAACAAUAGAGUGCUUAAAUCUGACGUGGAAGCUCUGAGAGCCAAGGUUAAGUUAGCAGAAGACGUAGUAGCUCGAGGGUCAUUCACGUGUGGAUUGAAUCAACUUCUUCAAAGUCAUUUAACCACACCACAGCCAAUAGCCAAUCAGAAUAAUCCACGUCAAUUACCGAAUAUGCCUGUUUCGGUUUCUGUGUCACCGACAAUUACUGUGCAUGGUGAAAAUAAUGCAAAUUCGUAUGCUACUGGGUUGCCUCAUGGUUCCUCUCUUAAUACUCCUGAUAUCAGCAAUGGACUCAUUAAUAGCGAUUCUGCAAGCUGUGGCUCUGGGAUUUGGCAUUGAUUAUUAACUAUCCAUGGACAUUUUCUGUUCUUUUCUUUUCUUUCUUCUAGCAGGGAUGGUAUGGUUAAUGUUAUAAGUAUUCGGCUUUGAGUAUUCAAUUGAGUACUCAAAUAAAAUAAUGUUAUUGAGUAUCAACUGAAUAUUCAAUUGAGUAUUCAAAACUGGAUACAUAUAUAUAAUAUAGUUUCGUACCAGACAAUCUUGUACAUUGACUUAUGUAGACAUGUAGUCUAGUUUGUUUUUUUUAUUUAGCCUUCUUCUACGUUAUGCUUGUAAUUUAUAUGAGAUAUAUAUGAACCCAAAAUAAGAUGAGAUCCAUCAUUUAUGUAA